Molecule: messenger RNA, 3409 nt
Organism: Schistocerca gregaria
Lineage: Eukaryota; Metazoa; Arthropoda; Insecta; Orthoptera; Acrididae
Product: stromal membrane-associated protein 1
Exons: 8
Coding region: 381-1799 (472 amino acids)
Molecular function (GO): metal ion binding; GTPase activator activity
Source: RefSeq, a predicted model, not a curated record
GUAUUCACGUACAGAUUUUCCAGAGAAACGGUAUCAUAAUAUUUUUCGAUUAACUUCAUGCGAAAAAUAAUCUUCACGGGUAAAAAGUUCUAGGGACACAUAUAGAAUUAUUAGGGUUGAUUUUAUUGCUUAAAACGGUAAACAUAAUAAAUAAGAUAGAAGGGUGGUAUCUCGAAACCAGCUUUUUACAUAAGAUUGUAAGCAUGGAUCAGUUGCAUCUGUGACUGACUAGUAGUGAAAUUUCUAACGCUGACUUUUCCCAUCUGACAGCAAACGUGGGUUGUCGCCAUAUUCCAGUUAAGGGGGCGACCCGUCAAAUAAGUGGUUUUGAAAGUAAAUUUCGUGAUUUAGAAUUGUGACAGCGCAAAGCUAUAGUAAAUAUGACCUCUAAAGCAGAAAAAGACCGCCAAAAACAAAUUCAAGAUAGGUGUCAAGCUCUAUUGGCACAGAUGUUGAGAGAUGAAGACAAUAAGUAUUGUGUUGAUUGUGAUGCUAAAGGACCGAGAUGGGCGUCAUGGAAUUUAGGUAUAUUUCUGUGUAUAAGAUGCGCCGGUAUACAUAGAAACCUAGGUGUCCACAUUUCAAAAGUGAAAUCUGUUAAUUUAGACACUUGGACGCCGGAGCAAGUUGUUAGCCUACAACAAAUGGGCAACAGCCGUGCGAGAGCUGUUUAUGAGGCCAAUCUACCUGAUAACUUCAGGCGACCACAGACAGAUUCUUCACUGGAAGCUUUUGUUCGUGCAAAAUAUGAGCAGAAAAAAUAUAUUGCACGAGAAUGGGUUCCACCACCAAUACCAAAGGUCAAUUGGGACAAGGAACUGGAAGAGGAAGCAGAACGACAGAGGAAGCGUAAGAAGGAAGCAAAGCAGCAGCAGACCCGAAAAUCGACAGGAUCAUUAACAGAAGUAACAGUGCCUCAGUUGCUCCCAAAACCUAAAGGAUCAACUAGCCCCAAACCUGGCCGGCCAAAUCCUGAGGCUGCCAAGCAGCAGAAGCAAACCACACAGGAUCUCCUUGGUCUUGAUACACCAGUUGGUGGUGCUCCUCCUGGUAGUACAGCAGAAGAUGCUUUCACGGGCUUCUUGAGUGCACCAGCUCCACCAACAACAACAGUGGCGAGUAGCUCCACAGUUGAUAACUCUGAUGCAUCAAAACCUGCAGGGUCACGGCAAGAGGGUGGUCGCUCAGCUGAAGAAGAGAGCUUCUUUAAUCAACCUGCUGCAGGAACACAGGAGAAACGACAACUCACGAAGGACUCUAUUUUAGCACUCUAUGGGACAGUUCCUUCUCAACAGUUUUCCAUUCCUGGUGGUGCAUUUACUCAGCCCACUACAGCAUUCCCGCAAGUUGCAGCAGCUGUGCCUUAUGCGGUUCCUGCUACAGCUACUGUCCCAAAUGGUAUGAUGCCAGGAGCAGCCAUACCAGCAGCACCAAUGCAGAAUGGAGUAUUUGGUGGCAUACCAAAUGUGGCACCUCAGGCUACUACAGCAAGUUUAGCAGCAUCCAAUCCUUUCUUCAAUAUGGCAACACCAAAUGUGGCCCCUGCUGCUAACCUUGGCUAUCCAGUUGCACAGCUUCCACAACAGAUGGCUCGUCUGAACUUGGGUGCUCCAGUGGUUACUGCCCAGGUUCCAGGUAUGAUGGGCAUGCCCAUGCAACCAGUUUCAGCCAUGAGUAUGCCUACAAUGGGUGUACCUGCAAUAGGUAUGACAGCAACUACUACACCAGCAAUGGGCAUCAGUACUUUCGGCCAGCCAGCGAAUCCUGGACAUACAUUGGCAACUAAUUUAUGGCAAUAGAAUUAUAUGAAUUUGAUUGUGUAAAAUAUAGUACUUGAUAGGGAGGUAGAUUUGUUGCUGUGAAACUACACAAAAUCACGGAGUAUUGUAAAGUGUGAGAUUUUAGAAUCUUUAAUUUCUGUUGCUUUCUACAAUAUUUACUACAAACAGCUUCUCAGCUUCAGUUGAACUCUACUUUUGUGUUGUUCUGCAUGUAAUGAGUUUUAAUAAUCAUUGUUUGAUAGCCUGUCCACAACACACAGCAACAAGCAAAGUUGGGACCAUUAAGCAAUCAGUGCAUAAGCAUGGAGACAGAAGCAGUGUUUGGAUUAUAUGGUGUAUGAAAAGUUGAUAUUGUUGCCUUGUAAGUGUGCAAGCAGCAGGCAGUUGUGUCUGUGUGUUGUGGUGAAAUUCAUUGAAUGUGUUGCCAACAUACUUAAUUUGAAGUUUUAUGAGUAUUGCAUACAUUAGCUAAUAUCUCACAUUGAAAACAGAAAUUCUACCAGUUCUCAGUUACAGUGCAGUGGAAGAAUUUGAGCAGAUACCAAAAAUUGGAAUAUUUAUGCCUUUGAUAUUAUUGCCAUGCCUAAGUGUACAUAGGGAGGUACAUGAACUGCACAUAGCAGACUAUAGGAUUUCUCUUAGUGGUGCUACAGAGUUCAUUGCCUGUAUGUCAGUGUGCAACAGGCAUAUAGAAUUACAGUGUAUAUUCCACAGUGGUAGUAAUUGUUUGUGAAAUGGCUUAAAAGGGCAAUCUCAAAUUUUUGUUGUUAACAGUGUUUUUUUUUUAAAUACAUAAAUGUAUUGUUCGUUCACUGUACCUUGGUAUGUAUGUGGCUUCUUAGUUUGUGUGUGUGUGUGUGUGUGUGUGUGUGUGUGUGUGUGUGUGUGCGCGCGUUUGGUUUGUAUUUUGUUUCAGAGAGAAAAAUGCAGUGAGUGCUUUUAUAUACAGAAUGCAGUAUCGUUUAUAGGUGCCUCAUUCAUCAGUGUAUAAAACAGUGGGGUCAUUAUUUGUAAAAAAAAAGUUAUUUGUUUUUGAUACCUGCAUCUUGAUAUGUGUAAAGUAUCGUUUUCAUAUUGUAUAUUGAGUAAAUAUGAUAUUAAAGAAUAUUGUAUGGAAGUGUGCAUAUCCAAUGGAAUUUGUAGUAAAAAUGUGUUGAGAGCUGUAGCUUUUAGCAAACUGUGUGUAGAUGUUAUUUUUAAUAGGAUUUUGUUAAUAUGUCUUAUUGUGAGUUGUGUGUUUUCAGUCAGUUCACAUAAAAAAUAUUGUGGUAUUAAUGACUUCCUUCACAUUAAAUAUGGAAGUGACUGAGGUCCUAUAUGUGACUAGUCAAAAUGCUAUAACAAAAUUACGCAUAGCAAUAUUCUUGAAAGACUACCUCAGAUCCAUUACAUUAAGGAUAAAAGUCUGAUUGGUACAAAUUUAAAGUUUUUAUUUAACAUCAAAAAUUCAUUAUUUAUUGGUACUUUCCUGCUGGCUGUAGAAGUGCCUGGUGAAAUAUAUAAACCCUUGCUCAGAGAUGAAAAGAUACUGUACAACUGUGAACUGCGAGAAAUUGUAUAUAAAUAUGUUUUGUAUUUUGUCAUUGUUAUGGGUACAAGUGGAAAUAAUCAAAUUUCUUUACAUUCCA